Molecule: messenger RNA, 1650 nt
Organism: Penicillium longicatenatum
Lineage: Eukaryota; Fungi; Ascomycota; Eurotiomycetes; Eurotiales; Aspergillaceae
Exons: 2
Coding region: 1-1650 (549 amino acids)
Biological process (GO): carbohydrate transport; transmembrane transport
Cellular component (GO): membrane
Molecular function (GO): carbohydrate:proton symporter activity
Source: RefSeq, a predicted model, not a curated record
AUGGCGACUCCUACCCAGACUGAGAUCGCGCUGGAGAAGACGGCUGCGCACCAUGUCGAGGACACUCUGGGUCACGGUGCGAUUAUCGAAGCAAAGCAGGCAAGUGACGAGGAGCAUGCCCAGACUCUGUUCCAGGCACUGCGCGACAAUCGCAAGGCUGUCGCGUGGUCAAUGCUGAUCUCGAUGUCCAUUAUCAUGGAAGGAUAUGAUACAAUUCUCAUGGGAAACUUCUACGGUUAUCCCUCUUUUACGGAAAAGUACGGAAGCUACUAUGCCAAGGACGAUAACUAUCAGGUGUCAGCCCCGUGGCAGUCAGGACUCAGUAUGGCUAGUACGGUGGGAUGUAUCUUUGGCGGUAUUAUGAAUGGAUACUUUGCAUCGAAAUUCGGAUACCGAGGGGUUAUGAUCGUGGCACUGGCCUUCCUGACUGCCUUCAUCUUUAUCACCUUCUUCGCCAACUCAGCCGCCGUCCUUCUUGUCGGUCAGAUUCUCUGUGGAUUCUCCUGGGGAGUCUUCGCGACUGUUGGACCCGCCUACGCAUCCGAAGUCUGUCCCACAAAUCUGCGUGGGUACCUCACCAUCUACGUGAACAUGUGCUGGGCCAUCGGUCAACUCAUUGCAUCUGGCGUUCUGUACGGCCUGGUCGACCGACAUGAUCAGUGGUCGUACCGUAUUCCGUUCGGUCUGCAGUGGAUCUGGCCCGUGCCAUUGAUCGUAAUCUGCUGGUUCGCCCCUGAGAGCCCAUGGUACCUCGUGCGCAAGGAUAGACUCGAAGAUGCCAAGCGCAGCAUCCGUCGACUUGGAGGAAACAAGACCGAGGAUCAAAUCAACGGACAAUUGGCGAUGCUGGUGCACACGACUAAGAUCGAAGCCGAAAUCGAGGCCGGAACAACAUAUGCCGAGUGCUUCAAGGGAGUGGAUCUACGCCGCACAGAAAUUUGCUGCGUAGCCUUCAUGGGCCAGAUCAUGGCUGGUAGCUCGUUCGCUUACACGCCCACUUAUUUCUUCGAGCAAGCCGGCAUGAGCGUCAACCGAUCUUUCCAGCUUGGAGUUGGAUGUACAGCCGUCAGCUUUGUCGGUACCGCACUAUCCUGGUUCCUGAUCACCAAGUUUGGACGACGAACCCUCUACGUCUGGGGUCAGGGCAUUCUCGCCACUCUCCUAUUCCUGGUCGGAAUUAUCAGUGCUGCAACAUCUUCUACCGGUGCUAUGUGGGCUCAAGCAGCACUCUGCAUGAUGUGGCUCUUUGUCUACUCCUUGACAGUCGGACCAAUCGCCUACUCCGUUGUCUCGGAGAUUUCCUCCGUCCGCCUUCGAACCCUCACCGUUUGUCUUGCACGGACAGCCUACCAGCUGAUCAACGUUGUCUCGCAAGUCUUGGAGCCUUACUUCAUGAACCCAACCGCAUGGAACGCGUCUGGUAAAACCGGCUUUUUCUGGGGCAGUACCGCUUUGAUCGCAUUUACAUGGGCCUUCUUCCGUCUACCGGAACCCAAGGACCGUACCUACGCUGAAUUGGACAUCCUCUUUGCCACGAAGGUUCCUGCACGCAAAUUCUCCUCGACUCACGUUGAUGCGUACGCGGCCGUGUCUGCAUCUUCACAGGAGGGUCUCGUCCGGGAGGAGGCUGUUCAAGAAGUCAAAGAGUGA